AUGCAGACUCGUAAGAAGGUAUGGGGAAGGCCCCCUCUGGCCAUCAGCAUCGAGCUCAAGCCUGUCUCCCCCACGGAAUGCCCUCCUGGACAGUGGGCCACCAAUGGCUUGCCCCGGAAACACCGUCCAUGUAAGCGGAGGCCCACCGGCAUGAAACGGCACCACUCCACCAGGUCCUCUCGCUACCCCGAACACCACCUAGCCACACUCACAAAAGCCACAUUCACUACAAUGAAAGACUCUCCCCAAAGCCUCUAUGCGGAGUGUGCUGAUGGCUCCUGA
Pelobates cultripes (western spadefoot toad) is the source of this 282-nucleotide messenger RNA. The record is from the annotation of a GenBank genome assembly. NCBI's taxonomy places the organism in Eukaryota, Metazoa, Chordata, Amphibia, Anura, Pelobatidae.